AAUAUGUCCAGAGGUCAUGGUGAGGCCACGCAGACGUGUUUUUAUUUUUAUUUUUAUAUGAAUCAUUAAUCAUUGUUCUUUUCCUCUAUUGGCAUCGUUCUCAUCGUCCUUCCUGCCGUCGUUCUCAUCGUCGUCGUCAUUGUCUUGGUCGUUCUCCGGCGCGUCGUUUACACACGCGAGACGGUAAUUUCAGAAAUGAAAUGGCUCCCGCCAAGUCAUCUGGGGGAGAUGUUACCCUCUAUGAUGCUCUAGACUCCAUAUCCGGGGGAACUGUGAAGGAACGGAGCAACGGCUUGGACGAUCUCAUCUUUUUACUCGAGAAGAAAGCUAGAGCAGCAAGCCUGUCCGGUCUUGCGGAUAAGCAUUACCAUCGCAUCUUUGAGACAAUCUUCAGGAGUGCCGUCUCCGAAAAGCAGAGCUAUUAUGGAGGCAAGAAGACCACAGCCGCUUCUGCGGCAUCACGGUUGUCCAAGUGUGCCGAGGCCCUCCGUCUGGCGCUUAAUCAUGGUGCCGCCAAAUUGAAGCGAAAGACAGUCCUCUCUGUCAUCGAUCACAUUACGCAGACCCUUCCUGGACGCGGUCCGGACCAGCAUUUCGUAGAGCCGUUGCUUCAAGACUACAUCAAGUCCAUGGUCGUCAUGCUCUCUCAUCAAGCGAAUGUUGAGCACCUAGGUACUCACGGCGGAGAAGGCUGGAGAGAAUGCGUGGAGUUCUGUAUCGAUUCUAUGUCGGUAUACCUUGAUGGUGCCGAUCAACGGGAUUCCAGUUCUCGUGCAUCUCCCGCCCCGGGAACAGGCUCUCUGUCGGCGUCCGGUAGGUCGGUUGCGAACCGGAGAGGCUCAGGUCAACUGCAUCGAGGCACUUUACAGGACCUUCUCCAGUGCCUCUACCUACUGGUCGUUCCGCCCAACGCCCCUCUGGCGCAGAAAUCCCAAGAUGUCGCCAGAACGCUCCUUCGAGCUCUCCAACUUCGCCACUCUGGGCUCAGCCAGAUCACCUAUCUAGCAUUUGCGUCGCUAAACAUCCUCCUGGCGAGGACCCAAGCUGAUGACCUUGCACAAGCUGGAAACUUAGCCAAGGAAAUUGUUCCCUUAAUCACACAUUGGUGGCAGGGACGUGCUGUCUCAAAGGACGAAAUGCUCAACUCUGUCAGAGACGAAAUGCUCAAGACCAUGUUCUUCAUCCAUCUCCACCUUGAGCGCAUCGUUGUGGACGACACGGAUCUCUCAAUCGAGGGAGACUUGGAGGACCUCUCGGAAGCCCUUUGGCUUGAAUACACGAGGCGGAACGAGCGGGAUCAGCUCCAGUUGGAUGACCUCACAUUCUUAGUCGCCACGCUUCCUGGGGAUUACUUUAGUCUGAACACCUUUGGCCUCCGCCCGCACAAUCUAGAUGGCGAGAGGAAGUGGGCACUGGUACAGAACCUGGCCUUCCUCGAGAGGAUACUGUGGAUGGCCAAGUCUCAGAAGCCUUCGGUAACGACGGGCCAGGAAGAACAACCUCGCAAGAAGCGUCGCACCGUGAUCAGUGCCAGCCGUCUUCUAGAGAAGCUCAAGUCUGCCGAUCCAGCAGUGCAACGAACUGCCAUUCAGCUCGUUCCGUUUCUCCUGGAGAUCAAGGCUUACUCCCCGACCGAUCUUGCAGAGUUACGGUCUGAGAUGUCUCCCUUUGUCAGCGGCACUGGAAGUACCACCUCCUGGGCGAUGCUGGCUUGUGCUAGUUACAUCGUACACGCGCCAAAUCCACAACACGACGCCAGUUUCUGGAAAUCCAUCUGGCAGAUAGCUGCUCGCGCGGCUAGCCUGUCGAGCACCUGCCGUGCAGCAUGUCACUUAAUGCAUGUGAUGAUCGAGUCGGAUGUGCUCCCCUACCAUAGUAUCUCCGAUGAGAUCAACAGUCUUGUGGCGACUGCGGACGUCAACGGCCCGGCCACUCUGGUAGACUCGUCCAUUACACUCAUGAUGCGUCUGCUCUACCUUCGCAAUGCGAAAUUACCAGGCGCCAACCAGUCAACAUCCCAUCACAUCAUUCGGUGGGCGUUCUUUAGGUGGAAUCCAGCUGAUUUGUCAUUUGCUUCGUCCAAGGCCAUACACACGCACCCACGCGAACUUGCAGACCUCAUACAAGCUUGCUGUGGAGUUGUGGUACCGCAGCGUAUCGCCCAGACUUUGGUGUCAGGAGGUCCCAUCAGCGAAGCAUGGACCGUUUAUAACGAGUCCGCCCCAGUCACGAGAUAUCUUCUUCUUCUCCCCAAUCCACCCUCGCAACGACAUGAUUUGGCAAGGAGCCGAGAGGGUUCCACGGUGGUCAAUUUGGUUCAUGCAAACGACUCGGACAAUUCUCACGCCUCGAAAAGGCUGAUUCUUGAGCUGUUCUGCCCCAAGAUUGAAGAACUGCAGGACCUAUGCAACUCAUGGAGUAAAAACACAGUUGAAGUCAGGGUGCAAGUAUCUCCGGAGAGACUGCACAGUCUUUUCUCUACUUGUGUUGUUGGCGCACUUCUGAUGCCUCAGCUCCAAGGCUUGAACUCGCGACAAUCACGAGAUAUAGAAUCGGCCGUGUUUGACCUCUUGGAUUCGAGCUUGGGGGCCGUCCUCGACGCACCCGAUAAUCGACCAUUCUUCGAUGUCCUCCUCAAGGCGUCCUCACUGCACAUCCCUCCUCUAGAGACGACCGCGAUGAACCUCCUCGUCAAGGACGGCCUUCACAUACUACGUCUCCUGUCCAAAGUCGCGGAGUGUCUGCACCAGCGAACCUUGCGCGAGUCGUCUGGCCAGCACCAGGAUUUGAUGGAUUUGGACGACGAAUUCGAGUCUCAGGCCAGCCGAGCUAGUACCUCGAGCAGGAGCCUCGACGUUCCCAGACGAAGCCAGUCGAUGAAGCUAAGUCACGAAGCUUUUUGCAUGUCCACGACACUGCGACUCUACUUUUUGGAGGCAAUCCAUAAAGACCAUGGACAAGCCGGCCUACUCCCUGGAGACUUCUUCGAACAUUCGCUGAGCCUUUCGAAGGAAGACCUCCUCCUCAGUCAAGGGGUGCUUUCUGAGGUGUUCAAAUCCGAUUUCGUCGUCAACCCUGAUGACGCUUUGCGCAUCAUUGAGAAGCUUGGCGAGGUCAUUGGUGAGGCCGAGUUCACUUGCUGCGAGGUUGCUCACUGCAUGACUCUAGAUGUCAUGGAAGGCCUCGUUUCCGUUUGGCUGGACGAGAAGCAUGAAGUAGCAGCCUGUGUGGGCGAUCUCUAUCACUACUUCAUCAAGGCAUCGCUUCCUAAGAACAGCCUCUCUCCCAGGUCUCAAAUCCGUCUCGCAGGGUUGUUGUUUGCCCUUCUGCGGCACGAUCCCCAGUACGGGGCAAAGCUGGGCUUAGCUUCUUGUCGAACCACACUUCUCUCUGUUCUGCAGCCGGGGGCGAUGCUGGUCAAGCACUACAUAGCCACCCGUCUACCGGACAUAUUUAGCUUGUAUGUCUUGAAAACUCACGACGAUGUCUUCAUUGACGUCCUGGAUAAUCUUCCCACCGAUGCAGACAACGUGGAGGGAAUAGCGUUUCGCCUCUUCGUUCUUUCAGAGUUGGCGUGCCGCUGGUCAACCCUCCUUCGACGAUGUACUUACCACAUUUUCGAGACCCCUGCCAACAUCCCGUCUUCUACUAAAUAUGCGACAAGGUGCGUGGCCAAAGUAUCAGAGGCGCUCGGAUUCGAAUCUCCCAAGCAGCUGUUCGAAAUCUUCAAACCCCAGCUCUUGUACACAUGGCUCGAUGGCGACGAAAUCGAGAAAUUACCAUACGAAAUAUUUGGCUACUCGAGUCUUCACGACAUGCUUCAAGCAUCAAAAGCAGAAGCGGCAGCCUUGAUGUUCAUGCGUGGUCAAGAGCAGAGAGCCCUAGACCUGGCGCAGAAGCUCAACACCAAGGUAGAAGACCUGAUCAAACAUGGAUUUGUCAAGGCGAUAGCCUUUGCCAUCGCCCAUGACACGAACACGUCUCGCUCCGGCGAUUCGAGCGCAGAAACCAGCAUUCGCAAACGUCUGGGCAAGGAACCCUACCUGGACUCCAUCUAUGCCCACUUCGCAGACAUCGUUGCCCUUUUCUUUGACCUUUUCGACCAGGAGGACCCCCUGGAAAAGUACUUCGCCAAGGACGAGAACUUUGCCUAUGCCGCUACCAAUAUGGAGGAGAUGAAACAGCAUUCCCACUCUCAAGUGGUUCUACCCGGCAACCAGCAGCCAAUGUUCAAGGGGAAGUAUCUACUCCGAGAGCUGUUUCACCUGUGCAGCCGGACAGAAUACGAGUUGCAGAGCAUCUGGACACCAGCGCUGGUGGUCCAUGUUGCCAGGAGGCUUCUCAAUACCGUCCAUCCGGCCCUUGGCUCACUGCAUGCAUGCUCCGUACUGCGGAAGGUCCGCGUUCUCGUCGCAUUGGCAGGUCCCGUUGCGCUGGAGUUAUACCCACUGGAAAUGCUCCUUCAUUCCAUCCGUCCCUUCAUCGUCGAUUCGGAGUGUGCGGAUGAUGCGCUGGGGGUGAGUCAAUACCUCAUCACCAGGGGUUCAAAACACCUCGAGCAAGUGCCCUCCUUCCUGGCCGGGCAUGCUCUCUCCACAUUGGCCUCUCUCAGGGUGUUCCUAGAGUCUAGCCAGUCGAGCACAACACAGGAGAGCCAAUUUAAAGCCACCAUGAGCAAGGCCCAGCAGUUCCAUGGGUGGUUUUCCAAGUACCUGUCUCGGUAUGAAUCCCCAGCAUUUGUGGAGGAGCGUCAGAGGUCUUCUUUCAGGACCAUCACCCAGGCGGCGUCACGAAUUCGAUCGUCAGGGAAUGCAGAGAGCGGCACGCACGAGAGUACUCUUCUUCUGGAGAUCCUGGGAGACGAUGAGCGCGAGAACAAGCUGUUGAAUGAGGGCGCUCGCGAACUAGCCCUUGGAAUGCUUUGCGGGGACUUCGUUGUUCCCGCCUCGGUGCGCCUCGAUGUUAUUGACGAUGAUCAGAAGGCUCUUCAGCACAGCGGGCCUGUGUGGAAAAGUUGUAAAGCUCAUGCGCUCAGCGACAAGUACCUGGCGUGGGCUGGGCGCGUUGUCGGCCGUUCGUUCGCUGCGUCGGGUGAAAUCCCGUUGGAUUUGCUGCGCGAAUCCGACCUGGCGAAAUACGUCAAACUUGCCUCGGGGGUAAACGGCUCGGAGCAAGGACUCUUAACACUCCUCCAGAGGCUGACGGUGAACAAGACUUCGUUCACGGCCGGUCUCGCCGAGUCGGCCCUUAGAUUGGCAGUGUCUGAAGCCGCAGUCCAGGAGGAUCAGUCUCUGCUCAUCGCGGCCCAAAAGACUCUUCACGAACCCUUAUAUCUGGCAUCGGAAUGGCAUCCCUACCGAACACCGCCGUCUGAUGGUGUCUCUUUUACUCCUUCUUCGAGGCUCUCGGAUGCUCAGCUCUUCUCUCGGGAGCACAUCGGAGAGCCAGGAUGGAUUCAGAACUUGUCCAUACACCUGUCCCAAGCAGCUCCCGAUUCCACCAUUCUCAGCAGUCUACUACCGGUUCUUACCCGCGUCAAGGGCUUCGCCGAGGAAGCUUUCCCGUUUAUCUUACACCUAGCUUUGUAUAGCCAGCUAGACAAGCAACAAACCGUCAAACGACACUUGUCUGAGGCAAUGAAAAGUUGGUUUCAUGACACCAACGAAGCAUCUCGUACGAAUCAGAAGCACCUCAUCAAUGCGCUCCUUUACCUCCGCACUCAACCAUUGCCGAACGAGUCGUCCAUUGCGGACCGCACUACUUGGAUAGACGUGGAUUUUCCUUCAGCAUCCUCCGCUGCCUCGAGGUGCGGUAUGCACAAAACGGCCCUACUCUUUAUUGAAUUGGCCUCCUCCCAAACAACUCGUACAUCCCGCAGAUCGUCUGCGGCUCGAGAAGCAGAUACGUCGGGUGUUCUGCUCACAAUCUUCGAAAACAUUGAUGACCCAGACGCAUACUAUGGCUUGGCCCAGGCAUCGAACUUAGCCACCGUAUUGGCGCGGCUCGAGUACGAAAACGAUGGGCCGAAGAGCCUUGCGUUCCGUGGAGCCCAAUACGACAGUCAUGUCCGUCGUAGGGAUCUUGCCGCGCAUUCGGACGGUCUCUCUCUCGUUAGGGCGCUGAGCACGCUAGGGCUCUCGGGCCUGUCCCACUCUAUACUCCAGACGCAGCAGAGCCUCGACGAGAACACGGAUUCCAUCAACGACAUGUUCCACACAGCAAGGAGACUGGAGAUCUGGAAUCUUCCCGUGCCGAGCUCAAACAGAAGCCAUGCCGUCACCAUGUACAAAGCUUUCCAGAGCAUCCAACAGGCCCACGACAUGGCUGACGUCCGCCAUGCCAUCCACGAUGGACUCUACAGCACAAUGCGGAGCGCCACGGCUCAUGCCAUCAAUGCGGCUUCCCUGAGGCAACAUUUAGGAGCCCUGGCCGCCCUUACCGAGUUGGAUGACGUGAUUAAUGUGUCGGACGGGAAUGACUUGGAGAGCUUGCUUCAUCAAUUUGAUUACCGUGGGCGAUGGAUGAGACGGGGUCGAUAUGACGACGUGAGCCAGCUUCUAUCAUGCCGCGAAACGACAAUGAGCCUGCUCAGCCAACAAGGCAAGCUGCGUGCUUCGGCGAGCCUCACCACGGCCCAGGCUAGACAGACCGAAAUCCGAUGUCUCUUACUAUCGUCCGGAAUCUACCGUUUCCAUCGAGCGACGCAAGAGUCGCUCAACUUGUCAACAGCUCUCACGGACCUUAUUAACCCCUGCCAGGAGCUGGGACUGAACGUCGACGCAGCCAUCAGGGUCGAGUCGGCAAACUCGCUCUGGGACCAUGGAGAAAUGAUCUCGUCGAUCCGAAUGCUCCAAAACAUCGACAACGAUGUUGAUUUUAAGAAGCAGAGCAUAUCUCUCAGUCGAUCGGACUUGCUAUCCAGGAUUGCGCACCAGGUCUCGGUGGCGAGGCUGGAGAAGCCGCACGACAUCCAGAAGAACUACCUCGAACCUGCGCUGAAGGAACUCAAGGGGAAAAGUGAGGGAAAAGAGGCCGGGAAGGUUUUCCAUCAAUUCGCCGUGUUCUGUGACGAGCAGCUUCAGAACCAAGACAGCCUGGAAGAUCUAGCCAGGCUACAAGGACUAAGGAAGGGCAAGAGCGACGAGGUGGCUCAGCUCAAGUCGCUCAUAUCGAGCACGAGGGAUACGCAGAUGAAAUCGAGAUAUUCAUCGCAUCUCGCACGCGCCCAGCAGUGGCUGCAGCUAGACGAGCAAGAACUACGACGCGUAGUACAGACCAGGGGCGAGUUCGUUCGGCUCAGCCUGGAAAACUACCUGCUGUCACUCAUCGCAUCCGACGAGCACAACAACGACGCGCUGCGGUUCACCGCACUCUGGCUGGAGCGAUCCGACGACGACGCGGUCAACGAUGUCGUGCGAAAGCGCCUCGACAAGGUCCCGACAAGGAAGUUUGCAGCGCUGAUGAACCAGCUGUCGUCGCGUUUACAGGAUCAGUCCACGUUAUUCCAGCGGCUUCUGCUAAACCUCGUGCACAACAUUUGCGUCGAGCAUCCGUACCACGGGAUGUACCAGAUCUGGUCCGGCACGAAAGUCAAGGCCAAUAGCCAGGACGAAGUCGCGGUGCUCCGGCAGAAAGCAACCGAACGGGUAGCGAAGCAGCUAGAGAAAGACCCUACCGUCGGGGCCAUUUGGCAUGCCAUAGAUAGAACGAGCGGCUACUAUCACCGGCUUGCGGUGGAUAGGGACCCCUCCAGGUAUAAAUCCGGGCAGAAGGUUGCUCUCCGAGAAACGGGAUCCGGCAGUCAGCUUGUGAGCGCACUCAACAAGUAUCAGAUCCCGCCCCCGACCAUGCAGCUCGAACUCGCGGCAGACAGGGAUUACUCGCGCGUCCCCAUCAUCGCGAAGCUCGAGCCGCACAUGUCCAUCGCCUCGGGGGUCAGUGCGCCGAAGAUCAUCACGGCGGUGGGCAGCGACGGGCAACGGUACAAACAGUUGGUGAAAGGAGGCAACGACGAUCUGCGACAAGACGCCAUCAUGGAACAGGUGUUCGCGGCAGUCUCGUCACUACUCAAGCUGCACCGGGAGACGCAGCAAAGAAAGUUGGGGAUCAGGACCUACAAAGUGUUGCCCCUGACAUCGGCCUCGGGACUGAUCGAAUUCGUGCCCAACACAAUCCCGCUGCACGAGUUCCUUAUGCCCGCGCACGAGCGAUACUACCCCAACGACUUGAAGGGGGGCCAGUGCAGGAAGGAGAUAUCGAACGCCCAGGGCAAGUCGGGCGAGGUGAGGAUCAACACGUACCGCAAGGUCAAGGAGCGGUUUCACCCGGUGAUGCGGUACUUCUUCAUGGAGCACUUCGUGGACCCGGACGAGUGGUUCGUCAGACGAACGGCGUACACCCGCACCACGGCGGCGAUAUCCGUGCUCGGCCACGUGCUAGGCCUCGGGGACAGGCACGGGCACAACAUCUUGCUGGACCGCAAGACGGGCGAAGUGGUGCACAUCGACCUCGGCGUGGCGUUCGAGAUGGGACGCGUCCUUCCGGUGCCGGAGCUCGUUCCAUUUCGACUGACGCGGGACAUUGAGGACGGCAUGGGCAUCACGAAGACGGAGGGCGUGUUCCGGAGGUGCUGCGAGUUCACGCUGCACGCGUUGCGGGAGGAGACAUACUCGAUCAUGACGAUCCUCGACGUGCUGCGGUAUGACCCGCUGUAUUCGUGGUCUAUCUCGCCGGUGCGGUUGGCGAAACUUCAGGAUGCUCGGGCUGGCGGCGGCGGCGGCGGCGGUGGUGGUGGUGGUGGUGGUGGUGACGGCGGGGACGGCGAUAACGGGGCACAGAGCGACGACACGGAGACAAGCAGGAAAGGAAGGAAGGGGCCAGGGGCUCGGGUGAACGAGCCGUCAGAGGCCGACAGGGCGCUCGAGGUGGUUAGGAAGAAGCUUUCCAAGACGCUGAGCGUGACUGCGACGGUCAAUGACUUGAUCAACCAGGCCACGGAUGAGAGGAACCUGGCUGUAUUAUAUUCGGGAUGGGCUGCGUAUGCCUGAUAGAUUCAUCAUAGACGAGUAACGAGUGUAUUUACUUGACGAGUUACAGAAGAGUGAGUGUUCUGUACCUUAAAGGUAGCCAAC
Sodiomyces alkalinus F11 is the source of this 9131-nucleotide messenger RNA. RefSeq names its product phosphatidylinositol 3. The record is from RefSeq and is a predicted model, not a curated record. Gene Ontology annotation, molecular function: protein serine/threonine kinase activity; protein binding. Bases 201 to 9047 code for a protein of 2948 amino acids. Gene Ontology annotation, biological process: DNA repair. The transcript is spliced from 6 exons. Lineage: Eukaryota; Fungi; Ascomycota; Sordariomycetes; Glomerellales; Plectosphaerellaceae.